Diuraphis noxia (Russian wheat aphid) is the source of this 1149-nucleotide messenger RNA. RefSeq lists its product as uncharacterized. The record is from RefSeq and is a predicted model, not a curated record. Lineage: Eukaryota; Metazoa; Arthropoda; Insecta; Hemiptera; Aphididae.
AACCGUUCGGCUCUCGGGACGCAAUUAUUGGACCGCAGUGACUUGAAAGAGACGCUUGUUGUAGUUUGUACUCUUUCGAGAACCGCCGCCGUCCGUCUAUUAAGUCCGCGUAUCAUYCGUCAGAUUAUUAUUUUUAUCAGCAUGAAGGUCUCCUACGCAGCAGCCCUCCUGUUGGCCGUCGUGGCAGCCGCUUCGUCGACGGAAGUCCAAAAGUCCGCCGCCACUCCGGCACAACAGGUGCAGUCGCCGACGACUUUCCCAGGUCCAGGAAUCGUUCCUUAUCCAGCCCAGAGCUACCAGUACAUGUCUGAGUACGCCGGGCCGAUGGCCAAGUCGUCGUUCGCACCAAAGGCCACAGUCCCGUCGUCUGCUUUCGCCGCCUACCAACCGUACCAGCAGUACAGUUUUGCACCAAACCAACAGUACUACCCKGGUUCCGGAUACACCGCCGCCGGACAGUACCCCUCGACCCCGUACUCGGCAUUCCCGUACUCGGCUCAACCGUACGCGGCUCAACCGUACGCGGCUCAACCGUACGCGGCCCAACCGUACUCUGCCCAGCCGUACUCUGCCCAACCGUACAACGGCGGCUCAUACUCUCCAUAUCCGGGCGCCUUCCCGUCGUACUACGGUAGUCAAUUCGGCGUCCCGUCCGCCGCCGCCGGUCCAUACAACAGCCAUCAUUAUUCGGCCGCUCCGYACAACGGCCACCACUCGGGUGUCUCCUCGCCGUCCGUCACUCCGUACUCGGCUCUGCCGUCCGCUUACCCACAACAACCUCUGCAGCACUCGUCGUCAUCGUUCUACAACAGCGGCGUUGCCGGUCAACAGUACAGCCCUUCCCAACAGUACCUCUCGCAACAGCAACAGUAUCCGUCACAGCAGUACCAGUCAAUCUACGCCAACUCACCGGCCGCCAACGCCCCCGCCCCCGCCUCCGCCACCGCUGUCUCCGAUUCCGUCAAGGCCUCGUCCGAGAGAAAAUGAACGAUUGAUCAUCAUCAUGGAGGAAAGCCCAACGGCGCAGGACUUUUGACUUAUUAUUUGACUACUUAGGAUAUAAUAUGAUAUUAUUACUAUUUAUUUCUGCGAUACCGAAUUGCCAUAUAUUUUAUUAAAAUUUAAUAAAAAUUAAGCUUAAUAUAUAUU